Messenger RNA from Miscanthus lutarioriparius, 2922 nucleotides. Lineage: Eukaryota; Viridiplantae; Streptophyta; Magnoliopsida; Poales; Poaceae. The record is from the annotation of a GenBank genome assembly.
AUGCGACCGGCCUUCUCCGCCUCCAAGCCGUCGCCGUCCGGGAGGGAGAAGGGCAGGAGGAAGGGCGCCUCUGCGGCCGAACAGCUGCUCACCGGCCAGGCCCUCCCCCUCCGCACCCGCCUCCACGACGCUCUCGCCCUCGGCCUCACCAAGUCUGAUGGCCACGGUGCUAAAAAAUGGCAGUCUACUGAUGCUGGAGUACAGUCUCACGUGCUCAAAUCGGUGGGUGCAUUUGUCGGUUGUCUUUCAAAUGAACUGCUGAAACUUCCUCCUAUAAAGAGUGUUAUGUUAUGUAUAUAUAAACAUGAAAAUACGCCUAAAGUAUUUGUUUACCAGGAGUUGAUUUCAGAUAUACUUGUAGCUCUGGAAGGAAAUUCUGUUCGCCAAUACCCAGUUAUGGAGAUAGUUUCGUCCCUCUCAUGCCAUUUGUCAGCAAACCAGCUACGUAUUGCUGUACCAUGUGCAAGUGCAUUGACCUGUAUGUUGAACAGCCUAGUUAUAGCGAGAGCUUCAACUCAGGCAGAAAUUUGGGAGGCUCUGGAGAAAACCAAUGCGGUUGCGAGUGUUAUUUCAGCUCUACAGAAUUACACCGAAGACGCCUACACCCUGAACUAUCUGACGGAGAUGAUAUCUCUGCUAAGAAGUAUCCUGUGGAUUUGGCCUUCCUCGAGAUACCAUGUAUGGAGCAACCACAACUUGAUGGCAAAACUAGCACAUUACUGUCUUAGCGCUGAAACAACAGUUUCUGCGAAAAUUCUUAAGCUAUAUGCUGCUUUAGCUUUAUGUGGCAAUGGAGCAAUGGUCCUUCUUAAGAAUGAAGAGUUGAUCACUAAGACCGGUGACCUUAUGGGAAAAUCUCAUCCUACUGCCACUAGGAUUGAAGCAUUAAGGCUCUGCCAGGUUUUUCUGAGAUCUUCAAGGGGCUGCGAUCAGUUGAUGACUGCACAUUGUCAGCCUAUUGUUCAAGGCAUAACCAAUGCCAUGUCUGAGAUUCAUGAAAAAACAUUAGUAAGAGAGGGAUGUCGGACUGCAUUACUGGCACUUCGUUAUUCUGGGAAUCAUCAUAGGUGCUUCUGGUCUAAUGCUAUUGAUGAAGUAUUAUAUAAGAUUCUUUCUGGGAGCUGCACCUCUUCACAUCACGCACAUCAGACUUUGUGCCAUGGCGAGCUGUUCAAUAUAGAUUCCAAAGACAUUAUGAAUAUACAUCCCUAUGUAUGGGAUAUACUCGGAUAUCUAGCAGUACAUUGCGAUAAUGAGUAUCUUUCCAUAGGGAAACGGCAGAAUAGUUUCUUGCAGGGACUGAUAUCAUGUGCUUGCUCGCUAGCGUCAGAUUUAACUCUGAAAAACAGCCCCAUGAAAUUGUCUAAAGAGGAGCAGGAGCCGGCUUUGAGGGCAGUUCUUAUGAUGCUUCUCUCUCCUAGCCAAUUCAUUUUCUCUGAGGCAAGUUCUAAAUUUCUGGAAGCUGUUGUACCAUUAGGCAAUGAAUAUAUGAACAUGCUCAUGUCGUCACUAGAAUCGAAUGUUACCAGAAAUCUUACGGCAUCUUUUGACUGUGUCAAGAUCAUGACCAACCUCAUGAACAUAGCAUGCUUGUUGAUAGUGCAAUCUAACCAUAGUCUCAACAAGAGGAGUGCUGUAGAUGUAUUAUCCAGCAUUAUUAAGGAAUGUCUGCACGAUCAUUUGUACAUUACGAGAUCAAACUUUGCUUCUCAUCUGCAAUUUUGUUUUGAUGGAUGUUCAUGCUGCCAUCUCUCUGAAGAGUGGGAAGGUGAAAAUAUUGUUUUCUUUUAUGGUCUCGUAGUAUUGUUUAAUCUGCUGAAGAGUGACAGCUUUAUUUGUUUUCACUGUAAAAGAAAGAAAGAUGGGGGGGUUGUGUGCCAUGAAUGCAGAGAUUAUUGCACCGAAGGUUUGGUUGGAGUCCUCAAACAUGCCUUGUGUCAGAACAUGAGCCCAGGGCCCAAGUCUUAUAUUGCACAUAUACUGAGUUUGUUUGGCCUCUGUGGUUUUCCAAGCAAGUUGGGAGGAAAUAUGAGAAAUGCUUUGUGUGAUAACGAGCUAGUUGAUCUGGAACUGUUGCUUGCAGAUGGUGAAUCUCUAAGUGCUCAUGUGGCUAUCCUAUCAGCAAGAUGUCCUAAAUUAUUGCCAUCUGAAAAAUCUUUUGUCCACGAUGGGUCAGUGACUGAUGAAUGGGGCAAAAGAUCAUGCUAUCAUGUUCGAGUGUCUGAUCGUGUAGAUAGUCAUGCUCUGAAGAAAAUUUUGGAAUAUGCAUACACUGGACUGGUCACUGUAGAUGAUGCCAUUGUUAAGCCUGUAAAAACACUUGCAAAGGACAUCAUUUUGGAGGCCCAAUCUAAUGACAAAAUGGAGUGUCACCAUGGCUCGUGCCAGUUAUCAACUCCUCAUAUCCAUAGCCAUAAGAUCGUUUUGAGUGUGAGCUGCGAUUACCUCCGUGCUUUGUUUCAGUCCGGGAUGCAUGAGAGCUUUGCAGAGAUUAUCAGAGUUCCGGUCGGGUGGGAAGCAUUGAGAAUACUAGUUCAGUGGUUCUACUCAGGCGAGCUGCCUAGAGUUCCACCUGAUUGCCGAUGGAAGACUCUGAGUACAGAAGAGAAACUAUCUAUUCUGAAAUCAUACGCAGAGCUGUCAUCCCUGGCUGACUUCUGGUUCCUGGAUGGAGUGAAGGAAGAGAGCCUUGAAGUGUUGACCUCAUGCCUGAAUUCCAGCACAAACGCCUCCCUCGAGUUCAUCGGCUUCGCAGCAAACUUGGGCCAGUGGGAACUGGUGGAGGCCGCCAUCAGCAGCGUGGCGCAUCUGUACCCCAAGCUGCGAGACUCUGGUCGGUUGGAGCAGCUUGAUGAAGACGUGCUCAACAUGCUGCGGACAGAGUAUGUCAGGUAUUCACAGCACUGCAGCGCAAGUAACUGA